AUGUCCAACGAAAUGGAAGUCGACCCGCCCAUCGCCCAAGAUGAUGGCGCCGAGGAGUCUGGCCGCGGAGUUGAGCCUCGAACUCAGACUGGCGCUGUCGCGGUGCGCAGUAUUGAAGGAUGGAUUGUGAUGGUCUCCAAUAUCCAUGAGGAAGCCUCAGAGGAGGAUAUCACCGAUAUCUUUGCGGAGUAUGGCGAAAUUAAGAACUUCAGUCUCAACCUGGACCGGCGGACGGGUUAUGUCAAGGGAUACGCCUUGAUCGAGUACUCGACCCUUCCCGAAGCCUCCGAGGCAAUCAAGAACCUGAACGGCAGCAAGCUCCUUGAACAGACUCUCAGUGUCGACUACGCUUUCGUCCGCCCUCCCCCGUCGAGCAAGGGCAAGGGGCCAGCCCAGAAGAAUAUUCGUGGCGCCGCUGCCCGGGGCCGCAGCCGCAGUCCUAAUCGCAGUCGCAGCCCUGGAGGUGACCGAGACUAA
Molecule: messenger RNA, 477 nt
Organism: Penicillium cataractarum
Lineage: Eukaryota; Fungi; Ascomycota; Eurotiomycetes; Eurotiales; Aspergillaceae
Product: RBM8 family RNA-binding protein
Exons: 2
Coding region: 1-477 (158 amino acids)
Biological process (GO): RNA splicing
Cellular component (GO): exon-exon junction complex; nucleus; cytoplasm
Molecular function (GO): mRNA binding
Source: RefSeq, a predicted model, not a curated record